AUUUUAAACGUUGUUAUAGAGUGACUCAAAAGUGAAGUGAAGUGAUUUGAAAAAUGCCGCCUAAAACUAGUGGAAAAGCAGCGAAGAAAGCCGGCAAGGCUCAGAAGAAUAUCACCAAAAAUGACAAGAAGAAGAAGCGCAAGAGGAAGGAAAGCUAUGCCAUCUACAUCUACAAAGUUUUGAAGCAAGUACAUCCUGAUACCGGCAUUUCGUCGAAGGCCAUGAGCAUCAUGAACAGUUUUGUGAAUGAUAUAUUUGAGCGUAUUGCUGCUGAGGCAUCACGUUUAGCCCACUACAACAAACGUUCAACCAUUACCAGUCGCGAAAUUCAGACUGCCGUACGUCUACUUUUACCUGGUGAAUUGGCCAAGCACGCCGUCAGUGAAGGUACCAAGGCUGUCACCAAAUAUACAAGCUCUAAAUAAUUUGUCUAACCAAGAUGCAGUGAAACAAAGAAAUCGGCCCUUCUCAGGGCCACAA
Molecule: messenger RNA, 480 nt
Organism: Rhagoletis pomonella (apple maggot)
Lineage: Eukaryota; Metazoa; Arthropoda; Insecta; Diptera; Tephritidae
Product: histone H2B
Exons: 1
Coding region: 54-425 (123 amino acids)
Cellular component (GO): nucleosome
Molecular function (GO): structural constituent of chromatin; protein heterodimerization activity; DNA binding
Source: RefSeq, a predicted model, not a curated record